UUUGCCAUUUCCAGUUCCAGAAAUGGGAAUGAACACUUGACCAAUAUCUUGCCAGUUUGUAGUACUUGGUUGCUGAAAACACAUCUGCCCCAUUGUCUUCCACUGGAACUUUUGUGCUGUCGGGGUUUCAUUUUUAGAAAAGAUAAAGUCCUUAAAGGAGAGAACUAUUGGAACUCAUGAUCAUUUCUUUAUGCUGGAGUUUCAUGUCCGCUUUCCGAUUACAAGAUGUAUUGCCUUUUGCUGUUGAUCCUCUUAUUUUGCGGCAAGGUGAAAAGUCAAGAUAAUGUGUUCACUAUCAAUAAAGUUUCACUCCAGGCUUUUCCACAAAAUAAAGUGCGCAAUGGAAACCCACUCAUCCUCAACUGUUCUGUGGAUAUUAGCAAGAAUGAACAUUUCCGACUGAAUUACACGUUUUCAUUUUUCAAGGAUGAUGAACUCCUGUUCACUAACACAAUUGAACAAGACAGCGCCCAUUAUACGAUCUCACAGGCUAGAUUUUCUUCUUCAGGAGUCUAUGAAUGUUCAUUAAGUGUUGAGGAGAAAAAAAAAUCUAGUAAUCCUUUGACCAUUAAAGUUGAAGGCAUAAUGAAGCCAAUAUUGAGUGUCCAGAGAACAGCAGUGAUGGAAGGUGAAAAUGUACUUUUACGCUGUGAGGUGCCAGAAGAAAAGCCACCUUUUUUUUUCACAUUUUAUAAAACUGCACAGUUGGCAAAUGGAGUUGUACAUGAGAGGAAACGAAGUUCGCAACGUGAAAAUUUUGUUGAGUUAGAAUUCCCCAUCGAUGCUGGAGACAAUAUUUUAUAUUUUGAAUGUGCUGUCCAGAUGAAUUCAGAGGCAGGACGUGAAAUCUCAGAGCGUAGUAACCGAACAAUUGUCACCGUUACCGAACCAUUUUCUGUUCCUAAAAUAACUAUCGACCCACCACAGAAUAUUACCGAAGGGGAUAAGAUCUGUAUAACGUGUUCGACAGUCCUACUUCGCCAGGAUCAAACUGAAAUUAUCUUGCAGAAAAACAAAACAAUUCUGAAUAGCACGAAGGGCAGAGAGACCCUAACAUAUUGCAAGAUAGUCAAGAUGGAAGACAAUGGCAAUUAUAUGUGCAAAGUGGAGCACGGAAGUGUAUCUAAAACUGACAAAGAAGAACUUGUGGUGGCUGAACUGUUUUCCAAACCAAUAUUAGUGGUUAAUAAAACCAGCUGGGAUGAAAACAGCAUUGUACAAAUUCACUGUCAAGUGAACGGUCCAAUGCCGAUCAGUCUCUCGCUCAUGAAGGACAACAAAAUAUUGGCAAACUCCAGCACUUACUGGGCUGAGCUCCAUGUAUCUGACACUGGAAUCUAUAUGUGUAGAGCAGAGAUAAACAACAUUUCCAAGACAAGUGACCCAGUAUUUCUCCGUGUUUAUGCUCCAGUUUCUCUGCCUGUCCUUUAUCAACCAGUUUCCCAAAUAGCUGUACUGGAGAAGUUCUUUGUCUUACAAUGUUACUCAAGGUUUGGGACUCUGCCUAUCACAUACACCCUUUACAGAGGGAAUAUACCUAUCAGGAAGAUUGUGACCAGAGAAAACAUACCAGCAAACUUUACGGUCAAAGCGAAUAGCAUCCACGAGUCUGGACAAUACAGAUGCCGUGCUAACAAUGGCCACUCUCUUUCGCAACAAAGCAAAAGGUUAAAUGUCACAAUAAUAGCUCCAGUUGUUAACGUAACUUUUGAAAGAGAACCACAGGAGAACAUAGAAGAUGGCAAUGAACUCUUAUUUUUCUGCUCGGUUGCAUCAGGAUCCUUCCCUAUUGAGUUCCACUUUUUUAAAGAGAAUGACGCCAAAUUGUUACAUCGUGUCAUAGAAAAGAAAAAACUGUCAGUUAUUUGGCACAGGCAAAGCUUCACAAGCCAGGACGAAGGGAGCUACUUCUGCAGAGCUGACAACCAAGCAAACUCUUUUGUGGAAAGCCAAAAGAUCCUGAUCAAGGUUGUCAUGGCUUCGUGGAAGAAAGGACUUAUUGUAGCCACAAUCCUCCUGAUUUUUCUUGCUGCUAUAAUUACAAUCGUUUGGUUGAAUUGUCGUUUGAAAGCAAAGGCGAAAAACACUUCUACGGAGUUGUCUGUAUCCAAAAGAGCAACCAAUUCAGUGGGUGGGAAACUGACAACAGGACACAAUAACGAAGGAGAAUUCUAUUAUGGUUCGGGGCAUAAUGAAGACGGCGAAAAAAAUCACAUCAGUGCAAAAGAGGAUAAUAGAGGAUCUGACCUUGACGCUCCUGAAGUGGAAUAUACGGAAGUACAAGUAUCAGUGCCUGACCCUUAUCGAGCUCCUGUAAUGAAUAAUGAGACAGUUUAUACUGAAAUCAGAAAAACUAUUAAUGAUGCUGAGGAGAACAGACAUUCUAGAAUAGAACCUUCUCCUGACGGGACUUAGGAAAAGGUGGCAGAGGAAAUCCAUGAAAACAAGAUGGAGGAUGUCUUACCAGUUCCAGUUAUUCUGCAGCAUUUAGGUGCUUUCAGAAGUCGCACUUUGCUUGAGUGGUUGGUAACCCCUGUGGGGUGAACCGAGCAUCCACAGUAUACAGUACUUUUGCUGUCUGCCAUUGCCAUCUCAUAACAUAGUGAGGCAUACUUUCCAAAUGUUCCAUAUUUUCUUCAAUGCCAUUCUAAGUGGAAGCACGUAUUUACAAGAAGUAUUUGCCAUCUCAGUUGGUUGUUCUGAAUCUUUCAAGCCAGAAAAUAUACCUGCCAGAUACAUUUUCUAGAGGUGACUUCCCUGUCCCAGAAAACCAUGCAAGCAUUCUGGCAAUGAGUUUGCAGGCACAAACACUGCUGGUAUCAACAUUUCAAAGCAGUGGCUUCCAGACUGAAAUGUGAUCUACACAAAAACGUCUUUCACAUGGGAAAGCAAAAUGUUGUGUAACGUUUCAUGUCACUUUUGCACCAUCAAUGAAAUGUUUCUGUGCUCCUUGGCCAGAUAAGUGGUAAGAAAUGUUUAUUCAUGUGCCUGUCUCCUGUCACAAAUAUCCGUUUCCAAUGGACCAUAAAAAUGUCCUUAAAGGAGUUGCCAUUUGAAAUGUGCAAUUAGCUAUUGUUUGCUCUAAUGAAUAGUUCUCCUAUUACAUCUGACUCCUCAGAGCUAAACAUGUCCCGUAAGAACCAAAUGCCAUUCUGACAAUAGUGUUUAAAUAAAUACAUCUGUGCAAAGAGUUUGGUUUUUUUCCCCAAGAGACUAAUCAGUUGCUGUGCAGCCUUGAAUUUUAAUUGCCAUUUGUCAAAUAAUCUCAAAUAACUUCUCUGAACUCUAAAAUCCUCAUAACUGGUGAGCUGUUUGGUUAUGCCUAGAAAAACCAAGGCCUGACAAUAAUGAUGAUAGUGUUGUUAAAUGUACACAUCACACUAAGGCAUGGUUUACUUAAUCAUGGUUUCCUAAGUCACAAUGAUUUGAUUCCCACAAUAUGCUAAGCCAGUGAUGGUGAACCUUUUAGAGACCGAGUGCCCCAAACCCAACCCCUAUCCCUUUCUCUGCUCCGCCCUGCCCGCUGGGCCACCCACCAUCUCCAUGGCCCGUCACAGAUCACCCAGGCAAUCCAGCAGCGCCAUGGUGGCCACGCCCUCUGCCUGUGCCCCGCAGCAGCAUCUGUGCACGACGGGGCACAAGGGCGGAGUCUUGCCCCCGCUGCCUGGCUACCUUGUCCUUGGUUGCGCUGCUUUGCAUGGACCGUGCCCAGGGGCAAUUCUCCAGGGGGGCUGCUGGUGAGGAGGGGGCCAUGAGAGAAGGUAGGGCUGGGGCAACGGUACGUGUGCCCACAGAGAGGGCUCUCAGUGCCACCUCUGACAUGUGUGCCAUAGGUUCACCACUGCUGUGCUAAGCCAUCACCCCCAGCCUAUGAUGACAUAUUCAAUAAGCCAAGAUUAAGUGAUACAUACUGUAUAUAAUACUGCCACAGUGCACAAAUAUUAUAUUAAACAAAUAUGGGAACAAAACAGUAUCAGAAGCCUAUUUCCUGUCUGUUUCCCCAAUGCACAUUCAACAUAAUCAGUGUUCAUAGGAUCUUGAUGCAGUGACUAUGUGCAUGUGUUGUUAUUUCAAAAGUUACAUGAAAAUAAAUGGAAGACUAGCUAGUUGGCAUGACUAGCUGAUGUCCAUUCAGUCUAUUCCAAGGUAGCCUUUGCAUAAACCAGAGGCUCUAUGACAAUUGCAGCAUUCUUGAUUCUCUGCCAUGUUGGCUGGGCCUGUGGGAAUGGUUGUUUAUCCUGACUGGAGAACCACAAGUUUUCCAACAUUGUCUUACUUUCUUGAAACAAUCCUUAGACCAUAUUUGCAUAUAAGCUGCUUUUUUUGCCAUUGCUUCUUCUGAGGAUCAAAUCUCUGGAGAGCAGACUCUUGAUGGCAAUUUACUGCUAGAAUAAAUUAUCCACAUGCAAAUCUAAGUGAAAUUUUGUUAUUCAAGUUUACCUCAGUUUUAACUGAUGGGAAGAAUGGAAUCAGAUGUUAAUUUAUAAUAAGUAUUCCAUGUGACUUUCAUUUAAGUGCAUUGUAUUGAGUUAAAGACAAGAACGAUUUCAGCUUAAUCUGCUGUGCCAGUACAAACUCAGGAUUAGCUAUGUUGAAAGAAAGCAGAGAACAAAUCCUCAAAAAUAAUUCUACAAGUUCUCCGUAAGUUGCUUAAAAAUCAAGAUAAAUGCCUCAGUGGUAAAAGCAGUUCAUAAUUAAAUCAAUUAUGGAGACAGACAGUAGCUUCUCCUUUAUUGGAGAUUUUCAAGCAGAUGUAAGCCCAACAUUUAAGGAGCUGUAGCUCUGGAUCUCCUGAACUCAGCAGAAGGUUGGACCUCAUGAUCUACAAGAUCUUUCCAACUCUGUUUUCAUGAUAUCUCAGAUCAAUUCAUAUUUUAUUAGUGUUUAGGAACAAGCACAUACACACACUCCAACAUAACAAAGAAAAAUGCAUGAAUAAGUCCUAAUGUACCAUAAAGUCAAGUGUUAUUUUUUUCUAUUAAAUGCUCUGUAAACAAAUAUUGUGAUUAUUCUCAUGAUCUCUGUAGAUUUGUAACAUCAGUUCUAAUAUGAAGAACAGUAUCCAUGUUUCAAGAAACUGUAUUUUGACUCAUAGAAAAAGUGAAUCUAUUUAGGUCAUCCUUAGCAAAAUAGUAUUAAAAUACAGUAUCCCAGCUUUUAAAGAACAAGAUGAAAUCAUGCUGCAGAGUCUUUGCAACAUCCCUCUUGAUGUGCAUACAAAAUCCACACCGUGCUUUCCUAUUCAGAUAUUCUAUAUAAUUUGAUGUGGUAUUUCAUUAAAGAAAUAAUUUAAAUGUCA
This is a messenger RNA of Crotalus tigris (Tiger rattlesnake), 5299 nucleotides long. It is a transcript of the gene PECAM1, whose product is annotated as platelet and endothelial cell adhesion molecule 1. Gene Ontology annotation, molecular function: transmembrane signaling receptor activity. The record is from RefSeq and is a predicted model, not a curated record. The coding region runs from base 226 to 2415 and encodes 729 amino acids. The transcript has 16 exons. Lineage: Eukaryota; Metazoa; Chordata; Lepidosauria; Squamata; Viperidae. Gene Ontology annotation, biological process: cell surface receptor signaling pathway.